This is a messenger RNA of Magallana angulata, 2520 nucleotides long. RefSeq lists its product as uncharacterized. The transcript has 7 exons. The coding region runs from base 660 to 1766 and encodes 368 amino acids. Lineage: Eukaryota; Metazoa; Mollusca; Bivalvia; Ostreida; Ostreidae. The record is from RefSeq and is a predicted model, not a curated record.
ACAUAACUAUAGUUCUUUAUGUAACUGGAUGCAUGAUAUUACUUAGUUGGCCCAAUGUUGGCCCUGUGUUGGGUUAUUAAUGUAAAUUAAUAACAUUACCUAUAGUAAAGUUGUGAUCUUUUCGCAGAAUAUAAUACUGUUGUGAUACAACGGUUCAUUGUAUGAAAAACUAUACCUACAAUAUCAUUGUUGGCCCUUAUUAUAGAAAUAGAAAUAUGUAUGUGCUUUAAAACUAUUAGAUCUAUAAUUAAAGGUUAAAGGGACAUUAUUAUCGAUAUUGUUCAAGUUUUUUAUUUAAAAAGUAGUUUUUAUUAAUUCAAAAGACAUUAUAUUCAUAUAGUCACUGAGCUGCUGUCAAAAUACCACAAGCACAUAAAAUUAUGCCUGUGUGUGUGUACAGUUAAUAUACCCUCACUAACGAUGAACUAAGAUCGAAAGGGACAAAUGUUGGUGUAAACACUGCACUAAGCAGAAUAGAUAAGAGAAAGUUUCAGAAUUAAGCAAUUAACGCCAGCAGGAACACAGCGGGAUACUGGUCAGCCGGGGAAGAAAUGAAGAAAUUUUAUAGGAUGGUCAGAAAGCAGCAAGGUCAUUUUUCCCGCCAGUGGUCUGAGAGAACAAAGAAGUGAGAAUAAGUGAGGAAUAAAACAUCAAGAAAAAUGUCAAAAAAGUUAAAAUAUGCAGUGGUUGAGUUCACUGAAGAAGAUGAAGUUGAGGUGGUACCAGUGGGAUGGCUAGCAGAUGGUGGAAAUAAAUGUAACUGGCCAAACAUAAGAUCAACAGCAAAAAUAUCGUCCUUAAUAAAGGCUGAUGUAGCACCUAAGGACGACUUUAAAUUGCUUCCAAUCAGAGUCCUGGCCAAAACAGCUGACUAUGAAGAUGCUCGAAAAAAAUGCUCGAAGGCCACCUAUACAUCUGAUCUUCAGACGGAUGCAGAGGAAGCAACGCCAAAAAGAGCUAAAAGGCCAAACCCACGCUUUAUCCCCUCGGAAUCAGAGGAGGAAGAUGAGGAGGAACCUCUUAGAAGGUCACCAAGAAAAAACAAGAAGACCUUACCAAGUGUGCCCUCAUUACCCCCAUUACCCUCACUUCCAUCACCACCAGCACAAGCAUCAAGACCUUCCUGUAAUUCUACCAGCAAUACGCUGUUUGAUAGAGGUCCCAUGAGUGGCCAAGCAGCAACAGAGAAAAGAUUAUUCAAUUGUUUGGAGAAAUUGCUCACAAACGUUGAAGAACUAAAAGUGCAGACAAACAUCAAUACCAGGUUGCUUCAAAGUAUGAAUGCAAAAAUUGAAGUGGUUAAUGGUCGCAAUUGUGAGGACCAAGAAACUUCAAGCUCAAUAGAAAUAGAUUUUCCACUAAAGACAAAGGAGGAACUUGAAAAACUAGAGGAUCUUCUUUUGAGCUGCGAAACCACUAAAAACUUAGUGAGGUCUCUUUCUACAAUUGGAGGAGAGAACAUAAAGACAAAUGUUCGACGACUUCUUGCCUACAUGUUUUCAACAGAUCUUGCAAAAGCAAUCAAUUGGAUCGGAAAGGGUGGAAAAACGGCAUUUUCUACCUUGAAAAUAAAAGAUGUCUUGACAGCUACAGUUCGGAAAAACAGACUAUGUUCAUCGGCAACGGACUCGGAAAUAUUCGAAGUUGCUAAAAACUGGUUUAGAUUCGCAAGCGACAGGGAUGGGGGGCGUAAGAAAAGAGAAGAAAAAAAGAAAGAAAAGGAAAUGACUGAUCAGCAAAGUGUGGAGGAUCAGACCCAACAUUGAGCAAACAUUUCACUUUAACUCCAUGCAAUUUGUUCUGAAAAUAAGUAAUAGAGUUACAAGUAAUAAAUAUCAAUGUCAUUAUUAUUAUUGUUUCAUUAUCUCAUUAUUAUCAUAAUUUGAACCGAUGUUGUUAUUUAAGCAUUAAAAGUCUAACUUGCACGCAAUUUCAGUUUAGUUAUACAAUGGUACAAUGCUGGGUCGACAUAUCUAAGGCAUAAGGCAGCAUUGUGGACUUCAUAUUUACAUUGCAGACAAAAGCGCAAUGUUGGAACAAUGUAAAGAACUGAACAGAACGUUACCCAAACAUCAGUUGGCAAUUGGUAUAUUUAAAUAAUGUUGUAACAACGAUUGCAAUUUAACAAACCGCAUUGUACCAACGUUGGACCAACUUUAUUAUCUAAUUUUGAUCAGAAUUCCAGCGUUGGGCCAACGUAACAAAAAAUUUAGUAGGUAUUAGUAUGUUGGAGUAACGUUGUACCAACAUUGACAUAUUAACCAAGUAUGUUGUACCAACCAAGGCCCAUCACGUUGGGCCAACGAUUGCAAUUUAACAAACCGCAUUGUACCAACGUUGGACCAACUUUAUUAUCUAAUUUUGAUCAGAAUUCCAGCGUUGGGCCAACAUAACAAAAAAUUAAGUAGGUAUUAGUAUGUUGGAGUAACGUUGUACCAACAUUGACAUAUUAACCAAGUAUGUUGUACCAACCAAGGCCCAUCACGUUGGGCCAACGAUGCACCGAUGAGCAAAAGGACA